AUGCCAGGUAGUAUAGUUCACUUACGUAUAGCUGAUGUAUAUAGGCUGCUGUGGGAUCACAUCUCAUUUCCACAAGAAUGGGUGCCAUUUCAAUCUUUUCAACUCGACGGAGUUGACAACAAUUUCUACACAUCCAAAUUCCAAAUUAUGGAGUGGGUUGCGAAUAACACUAUCAUGAAAGUUGUAUCAAGUAUUCUACAUGCUGAUAGAACUGUAACCACGACGGUGUUUGAUGAGGAUAUAUAUUUAAUCCAGUUAUCCUUUAAGAAGAUGGUUACACCAUCCUCAGAAUUCGCAAUACGGGUAUUUAUUCAUCGAUUUCCUGUUCGGCUGAAUUUAUCACCUCACAAAGAGACCAGCAGGAAGAAGGGAACAGGGAAGAAGACUUGGUCUCUUCAAGGAAUUGUCCUAUUUUUAUUUGUGAAUUAUGUGCCCUAA
Molecule: messenger RNA, 438 nt
Organism: Monascus purpureus
Lineage: Eukaryota; Fungi; Ascomycota; Eurotiomycetes; Eurotiales; Aspergillaceae
Source: the annotation of a GenBank genome assembly